AAACCCAGUCGUAGGAAACUAACAGCCUCUCCUAAAGAAAAAAUAAAGAUUACAGUUCAGGGGAAAUGAAAAGCGCCCCACAAAUGUCCCGCGCCUCGGUCAGCCGGAAGGACAGAAACCGAUGCUGGGGGGGGCACUAAGCUCGCACCAAGCCCGUGUGGACGUUGCCUUCCCCGGUGCCGCCACCGCCGGGCUUCCCUUCCCCUCCCCUCCCCGAACGGCCGAGCAAAGCGAGACGCUCCUUCGCCACUUUCUGCCCCUCCCCGCACAAGGAGCGCACAACGCGGGUCAGGAAAAGGCGACGUUGUGCUGUUUCUUCGCCAGGCGAUUCCCACAAAGGGAGGCGGCUCCCCGCGCCGAGCAGACGCCGCGCCCUCCUCCCCAGGCUCCACCCGGGGCCUCCGAGGAAGGAGCCCGGGGCUCCGCGGGCAGAGCCGGCCUCCCUGCGCGGACCGCCUCGGCGUCGGGUCCGAGCGGAGCUCCGGUCUCCCCGCUCCGUCUGCCUGGAGGAGCCCCGGGGAGGGAGGGAGGGAGGGACGGGCCCGCCUGCCUGCCUGCCUUCCGCCCGGCCUCCCCGCCCGAGGCUGCCGAGGCCACUUUCCCCCCGCGGGGAUCCCGCCCGCCUCAGCCGGAACAGGAGGCCCGGCCUGGCUCGCCUCCUUCCGAGGCGCCUCGGCAGACAGGCAGGGCCGGAGCACCAAUCAGAGAAGGCAGGAGGCGCGCAGAACGGACGGAAGUGCCGCCCCCGCUUCCGGCAGCGGACAGGCAGCGGAAGGAGCGUCCCGGGUCGAAGUGCACGGAGGCAGGAGGACGGGCGAGCCCGACGGAGGAAGGAAGGAAGGAAGGAGGCGCCGCCCGAGAGGAGAGGAGGCCCCGCGGAGCAGCCCCGGGAGGAGACGGCGGGAAGGCCCGGCAGGGAUGAGCCGAAGGGGACUCCGGGAAAGGAGGCCGCCUGGAAGGAGAAGCGGGGAGCAGGAAACGGGCGGAGACCCCGAGACGGGCCUGGAGAGCGGAGGGUCCUUCGGGACAGGCGGAAGACUCAAGAAACGCCACAGAAUCCACGAGGUCGGAAGGAAAUAUGAAUGCCCGGAAUGUGGAAAAUCCUUCAAAACAAAAGGAAAUAUUGAAAGGCAUCUAAGAAUCCACACAGGAGAAAAACCAUUUAAAUGCCCGGAAUGUGGAAAAUCCUUUAAAACAAAAGAAAAUCUUGAAAGGCAUCUAAAAAUCCACUCGGGAGAAAAACCGCAUAAAUGCCUGGAGUGUGGAAAGAGCUUCAGUCAGAGGGGAAACCUUUAUCGACAUCAAAUAAUUCAUACUGGAGAGAAACCGCAUAGAUGCGUAGAGUGUGGAAGGAGCUUCACUCAGAGAGGAAGCCUUUAUAAUCAUCAAAGAAUUCACACUGGAGAGAAACCCUAUAAGUGCCUGGAGUGUGGAAGGAGCUUCACUCAGAGGGGAAGCCUUUAUAAUCAUCAAAUAAUUCACACAGGAGAGAAACCCCAUAAAUGCCUGGAGUGUGGAAAGCGCUUCAGUCAGACGGGACACCUUUAUACACAUCAAAGGAUCCACUCAGGAGAGAAACCCCAUAAAUGCCACGAGUGUGGAAGGAGCUUCACUCAGAGGGGAAACCUUUAUAAUCAUCAAAGAAUUCACACAGGAGAGAAACCCUAUAAGUGCCCUGACUGUGGAAAGAGCUUUAGUCAAGGGGAAAGCCUUUAUAAACAUGAAAGGAUCCACACAGAAAAACCAUAUAAAUGCCUGGAGUGUGGAAAGAGAUUCAGUCUGAGGGGAAUCCUUUAUAGACAUCAAAGAAUUCACACUAGAGAGAAACCCUAUAAGUGCCUAGAGUGUGGAAAGAGCUUCAUUCGGAGGGGAUACCUUUAUAAUCAUCAAAUAAUUCACACUGGAGAGAAACCCUACAAGUGCCCUGACUGUGGAGAGAGCUUUAGUCAAGGGGAAAGCCUUUAUAAACAUGAAAAGAUCCACACUAGAGAAAAACCAUAUAAAUGCCUGGAGUGUGGAAAGAGAUUCAGUCUGAGGGGAAUCCUUUAUAAUCAUCAAAGAAUUCACACUGGAGAGAAAACCUAUAAGUGUCCAGAGUGUGGAAAGAGCUUCACUCUGCAGGGAAACCUUUAUAGACAUCAAAGAAUUCACACUGGAGAGAAACCCUAUAAGUGCCAGGAGUGGAAAGAGCUUUAGUCAGGGGGAAAGCCUUUAUAAACAUGAAAAUCCACAUUAGAGAAAAACCAUAUAAAUGUCUGGAAUGUGGAAAGAGCUUCAACGUGAGGGGAAACCUUUAUACACAUCAAAGAAGACACAGAAGAAAAUAAACAUAAACGCCUUAAGUGUGGAAAGACUUUUACACCUCAGUCGACAUCAAACUAUUCACACAAGAAAAAAAUGCUAUAAAUGCCUGGAAUGUGGAAACAGCUUCGCUGAGAGAAAAGCUUUAUAGAUAUCAAAGAUUCCAUUUAGAGAAGAAACCAUUUAGAUGCCUGGAGUAUGGAGAAUCAUUCACAGCAAACAAAAAUCUCAGAAGUUAUCAAAAUGUUCACUUGGGAGAUAAUACUUAAUAACAUGAUGUGUGGGAAAAGUUUCAGUCAAAAUAGGUCUCAGUAAAAAUUAUAAACUUUACACAGAGAAUAAAGUUUAUAAAUGCA
Messenger RNA from Crotalus tigris (Tiger rattlesnake), 2657 nucleotides. Its product is annotated as gastrula zinc finger protein XlCGF26.1-like. Gene Ontology annotation, molecular function: DNA-binding transcription factor activity, RNA polymerase II-specific; RNA polymerase II cis-regulatory region sequence-specific DNA binding. The transcript has 2 exons. Lineage: Eukaryota; Metazoa; Chordata; Lepidosauria; Squamata; Viperidae. Gene Ontology annotation, biological process: regulation of transcription by RNA polymerase II. The record is from RefSeq and is a predicted model, not a curated record. The coding region runs from base 919 to 2196 and encodes 425 amino acids.